Lachancea dasiensis is the source of this 588-nucleotide messenger RNA. The record is from the annotation of a GenBank genome assembly. Lineage: Eukaryota; Fungi; Ascomycota; Saccharomycetes; Saccharomycetales; Saccharomycetaceae.
AUGUUGGUAUUCAAAAGAGGUCUGUUGUCUGCGGCCUCAAGAAGGCUGGCAAAAUCGUCAAUCCGCCGCCUUCCGAUCUCGUCCCUGGGCUUCUCCGGCUUCCAACACCCCUCCAAGUUUCGGACUGUGGUCAGAGGCCUGGCUAUGUCGUCUUCUGGUGAUCCCACCCACAAUUCGAACCAAGCCGUCAAAACCAGCAGCGGCAGCUCGACAGACGGCAAUGAAAUUCCACAAGAAGUGUUGAACUUGAGCUCAGACGAAUACCACACCCGCUCCGAUCAGUUUCUGGAGACCCUUCAGGACCAGCUGGAGCAGGUCAGCGACUCGUAUCCACAAUUGAUCCCCGAUGUAGAACUGACGCAGGGUGUCAUGACCCUGACCGUCGCGACCGUGGGCACCUACGUACUGAACAAACAGCCUCCUAACAAGCAGAUCUGGCUGUCGUCGCCGGUCUCGGGUCCCAACCGCUUUGAUCUAUAUCGCCACCGCUGGGUGUCACUCCGGAAUGGCCAGGAUCUUCUACAAUUGCUAAAUCAAGAACUGAACGCUGUCAUGCCCGAGCCGGUGGAACUGCAGGCCGACCAGUGA